This is a messenger RNA of Amborella trichopoda, 742 nucleotides long. It is a transcript of the gene CRR42, whose product is annotated as DUF3148 family protein. Gene Ontology annotation, biological process: NADH dehydrogenase complex (plastoquinone) assembly. The record is from RefSeq and is a predicted model, not a curated record. Lineage: Eukaryota; Viridiplantae; Streptophyta; Magnoliopsida; Amborellales; Amborellaceae.
ACUGUGGUGUAGUGCUCAAGUAGAGGACUGAUCUCAAUCUCUAUAGAGAGAGAGGACCCAACAGAUGAACAAAAACAAAAUGAAGCAGCAAAGUAUUUAGAGCCACCCAAACAAAGAAACCAUCUACCUUACCUCUAUCAGAAACAUGGCUUCAUUUCCAUAUCCAAACACAAUCUCAUCCUACGCCAACCUCCUUCCCACCCUAACCCUGCAACUUCCUGCAUCUCCAAACACUCGAAAAAUGAGUAUAAUUACAAAAUGUGAGGCUCCGGAAAGAGAGAGAAAGAGUGAGCUAAGCAUCGGAUCGCCUAUCAUAUUUGUGGAGGCACCACCCACUUUGAAGACUGCAGAUUCUAUGCCUUCUCUCAAGAUUAACAAUGGUUUUGUUAAGCCUGGUGAUGUAGGGAGAAUUGUUGCAAGAAAGCCCAAGGAUGUGUGGGCAGUGCGGCUCACCAUUGGCACUUUCCUUAUGGAUGCCAAGUAUUUCAGGCCCCUAGAUCUCGAUGGUUGAACGGCUAGGAUUUGCAUUUCAAGGGGCUACAUGCAUGGUCCAAUAAAAUCUAGAGAUAUAUUCCUAUUUGUUUUCCCAUAGACAGAUGCAGUUUUUAAUCUUUCGUUCGUUUAUGUACUCGUGGUUAUUAAAACGCAAAAAGGAAAAUACCAUUAAAGUAGGAAGUUCACCCAAGUCUGUAUAUUAUAUUUUCUUUGAAAUAGAAUAGCAAGGUGUAUUUCUUUUCAACGA